GUAUACAAGCUACUUCCUGUUCACUUCCGCCUUUCGUCUGAGCCGUUAGCCAGCCAUGCGUUUCCGUUUCUGUGGAGAUUUAGACUGCCCCGAUUGGGUGCUUGCCGAAAUCAGCACGCUGGCGAAGAUUUCUAGUGUCAAGAUGAAACUUCUUUGUGCUCAAGUACUAAAAGGUCUGCUCGGGGAGGGUAUUGAUUAUGACAAAGUCACAAAGCUUACAGCUGAUGCAAAGUUUGAUAGUGGAGACAUAAAAGCCAGCGUGGCCGUGCUCAGCUUCAUUUUGUCCAGCGCGGCGAAGCAUGACGUCGACAGUGAGUCUUUGUCCAGUGAACUGCAGCAGCUCGGCCUGCCCAAAGAACACACAAUGGGGCUGUGCAAGUCGUAUGAAGAUAAGCAUUCUGCAGUGCAAGAAAAAUUGAGAGAGACCAGCUUGAGGUUGGGCCGACUGGAGUCAGUCUCCUGGCGCGUGGACUACACUCUGAGCUCCAGCGAGAUGAAGGAGGUCAAUGAAGCGGUCGUUCAGCUAAAGCUGCAGGCUCAAGGAGCCGAGUCGGGCACCUCAGAAAGCACUCUAGUCUCGCUUUCUGCUGACAAGUUCAGAGUCUUGCUUUCAGAGCUCAAGCAAGCCCAGACUAUGAUGAAUGCUUUGCACUGAGCAAGAGAAUCAAUUCCCGUCUCCUCGACUUCAGAACCGGACACAAAUGCCAGAUUCCAUUUUUGGGUGGCAGGGGGCGGGGGGUUGAAUUUCUAUGAUUAAAUGUACUGGUAUUGCUUGUUACUUGAACUGAUAUUUACUUGUAGUUUCUACCGUCAUAGUAUAAUUGUAAUAAAAAUAUUAAUUGUAUCACUUGUAAAAUACUGUAUAUAAUGUGACGUUUUAAAAAAAAAUAAAAAAAAUUUUUUUUCU
Molecule: messenger RNA, 907 nt
Organism: Phycodurus eques (leafy seadragon)
Lineage: Eukaryota; Metazoa; Chordata; Actinopteri; Syngnathiformes; Syngnathidae
Gene: commd4
Product: COMM domain containing 4
Exons: 8
Coding region: 56-655 (199 amino acids)
Source: RefSeq, a predicted model, not a curated record